AUGGUCGCCAUCAGACGAUUUCCAAGGGUUCUCCAGGGCAGAGAGCAGGCUUCUCGGGGCAUUCGACAUAUUCGACGCCUCUCGACGCUUCCUACGCUGUCAACUCCUGAAGUAGAGGAUGUUGUAAUUGGUGCUGGCGUUGUCGGGACCUGUACAGCCUAUAGCCUGGCAAGGCAAGGGCGGCGGGUGAAGGUUCUGGACCGAGGCUCAGGCCCCGCCCAAGGCUCCAGCUGGAUCAAUGGCACCCUUAUCUGCCCGUCCCUGAUGCUGCCAUGGACGGGUCCGCAACUCAUCCCCAAGCUGCUGAAAUCAUUUUUCCACCCACGCCAUCCGCUGAAAGUCCAUCCGAGCGUUCUCUGUUCUCUGGAUACUUAUUAUUUUGCUUUGCACUAUCUGGCAUCCUGCCGGCCUGGCCAUGGUGCAAGGACGACACGACGUUUGGCAAACUUGGCACGCUAUUCUCGGCAUUGUCUAGAGACAUUGUUGCUGAGCCAUCCCGAGCUUAAUGGCUUCAUGGAUCGGAAAGCCGCUGGAACCCUUCAGGUUUUUGAUGACCAGACAGCCAUGCAAGCAUGCUUAGAUGCAUCAGAGGAGAUUCAGCGAGCUGGGGUUCCGCUUCGAAUAGUCAGGGAGGAGAGUGGCAGCGACCUUGCUGACCGACUCCGUCAGACAGGCCAUGAAGCGCUCUACCUGUACUCUCCUCUGGACACAAACGGUGAUUGCGCCAAAUUUACACAUUUUCUUGAGAGGCAAUGCCAAGAGCUUGGUGUUAGGUUUCGAUAUGACUCCGUUGUGCAGGGCUUUCAGGACAAGAAUGGGCUCUGGGAGAUUGCUUUGAGAGGGCAACCGCCUGUCCGAGCAAGGAACGUCAUUCUCUGUGCAGGAACUGGCAGCCCAAGCCUGGCCUCCUUGCUUGGCGUGCGGUUGCCAAUGGCUCCUGUAAAAGGCUAUGCCAUCACGGUCCCACUCAAGUCUGGAAUCCAGCAACUGUCAUCGAAUGUGGUCCAGGAUUCGAGUAAAUUGUACCUUGCCCCUCUGGGGCCUGAUUUGGUUCGCAUCACUGGCUUUGCGGAGUUUGCAGGGUUUGAUGCCUCUGUCGACAUGGACCGUGCCAUGAUUCUGACAGAACAAGCAGAUAAAUUGCUGCCAAACUGUUUGGACCUGAGCAGAGCUGAGUACCACACUGGACUGCGACCUCUCAGUGCCGACGAUGUGCCAAUCAUUGGUAAAGUGCAGUCCAACUUCUUCCUCAAUACUGGCCACGGAUCAAAAGGGUGGACUCAUGCAGCUGGAAGUGGACAACUUGUCGCAGACCUCGUCACUGGACGGCAGCCGGACCUGGAUCCAGAGAGUUACAGUCUGAGCCGCUUCUUCACUUUGCAUCAAAAAGAUACUCCUUUUGAUUUCCAAUUUGGUGGGGCUGAUUUCAUGGCCUAG
Symbiodinium pilosum is the source of this 1437-nucleotide messenger RNA. Lineage: Eukaryota; Dinophyceae; Suessiales; Symbiodiniaceae. The record is from the annotation of a GenBank genome assembly.